Messenger RNA from Perca fluviatilis (European perch), 2496 nucleotides. Its product is annotated as myelin-associated glycoprotein-like. Bases 493 to 2247 code for a protein of 584 amino acids. Lineage: Eukaryota; Metazoa; Chordata; Actinopteri; Perciformes; Percidae. The record is from RefSeq and is a predicted model, not a curated record. The transcript is spliced from 11 exons.
GGAACCACUGCAAUAGAGAUUUUUUUUCUUUAGCAGAAGUCUCUACAUUCUUCUUUAUAUCCAGAGUUGCAAGAGUUUAUUCUGUUAAGCCAGAAUGUUUCCAUCAAUCUCCAAUUUUGUAUUAAAUAUAUCUUUUAAUGCAUCUUACUGCCACCGUGUUUAAACAUGUUUGCUACUGUAUAACAAGUUUCCAAGUGUUUAGUGUACCAGAUUUUAGAAACCAGCAAGAGCCUCUCUUUCAAGCUUUCUCACGGUUCAGGCUGACUGCUUUAAAUAACCUCAGCAAGUUUCCUGUUCAAGACUGAAUAGAACAGAGGGGUAGAGAGGGGAUUAGGUGGUGGUUAAAAGGUGGGCUUGAGCCCAGUUGCACAUCAGUGGGCCGUUGCAGACAUAUUCAUGUAGCAGCUCAUCUGUCAAGGUGCUGUGUUUCAGAAAUUAAAAGGUCAGAAGGUGGCUUACUGAAUGGUGUACAGCAACUAGCCUGCUUUCUUCAUGGGGACUGCUCAUCUGCUUAGACUGCUACGCUUGUUUACUGGCAUUUCAAUGCUUCAGCAGGUGAGAAGCUGGAGCAUCGCUGUACCCAAAACAAUUACUGCAGUGGAGGGGAGCUGUGUUGUUUUGCCGUGUCAGACACAACCUCAUUCUCGGGUCAUCUGGUACCAGUACCAUAACAGGCAUUAUCCUGUGGUGUAUGACGGGCGUCACCCAACUGCAGUGGAAGACCAGUUCAGAGGACGCACCUCAGUACUGGGUGAAGCUGCAGAGGGCAACUGCACCCUGCUGAUUAGUAAUGUGAAGCUAGCAGACGACAACCUCAAAGUUUAUGUUUGGAUCGACCCAGACUCUAAACAAACUCAGAAAUUCUAUCAUCAAACUGUAACUGUCUUUGUUGAAAGAAAGUCUCCCAUUAUCGCCAUUCAGAAGCAAAUAGUGGAUGGGGAAAUGUUCCAGGCUAACUGCAGCGUAAAGUACUCCUGCCCCUUCUCACCUCCAUCCCUUCAUUGGAACACAGGUCUAUUUCUAAAAAACUCCACUUCAAUGACUCUUAAUGACGACGUACAGGACCAAUGGUUGUACACAAAGAUACUUCAUGGACUAGCAACGUAUGAAAUGCAUAACAGCAAAAUGUGGUGCUCUGCAGAGUUCAGAUCCUUCGCCACAAAAAGUCAACAAAUAACACUUAACAUUUUAUAUGAACCUGUGACUGUGACCCUGUUAUUGGAAAAGGAACCGGUAAUGGAGGGCGGCAGCGUCACCUUGGAGUGUGCGGCUAACUGCAACCCACAACCACACACGUACAUAUGGCUCAGGAGACAGAUGGGUCAGACCAACGAAAUAACUUCAACUGAGAGAAAAAGGCCCUUCAACAACAUAACACGAGAUACUUCUCUCUCCUGCAUCGCUCACAAUGACAUUGGCACAGGGAAGUCCGACUGGUUGGAUCUGGAUGUCCAAUAUGCCCCAGUAAUCCUACCUGAGUCCUUCUGCCACCUGACAGGAGGAGUUCUGAAGUGUGUCUGCCAGGCUGAGGCGUCCCCUAAUGCCUCUAUAUACUGGACCAUUGAUGGAAAUGAACCUCUUCCAUCCUCCUUCAGCAUUGUUUCCACAAAUAAAAAAAAUGUAGUGUCUGGAAUAAUAAGGGGGCCAGGUCAAAGCCAAUCUAACAUAUCUUGCAGAGCCACAAACGCCCUGGGCAGCGACACCAUACAGCUGUCUGCACACUUACAAACAUCCUCUUUGUAUAUGUGGUUGUCAGCUUUAUUGCUCCUGGGAAUUGGUUUGCUGUUUGGAUGUGCGUUGUUCAUUUACAGAAAAUAUUCUAGAAACAGAUCGCCACCGGACUUUUUGUGCAACACUGAUAUCCUUUUAAGGCCACAACAUGUAACAGACAACGUCCAACCAGAACAAAUAUGCAGCAGUCCUCAUAGAUCACAAGAUUUGGAUGCACAAUCAAGCCCGUGCAGACCUGAGAGUAACUCUGAGGUGGACAGACUUUCCUGUGUUUAUGACAAUGAUUUUGUGGCAAAAAUGAGCCGACCAACCACAGCUCAACAGCACCAGGAAAAUGCAACAGCUGCCCAAAGAGAAGACGGAAUACAGCCACAGGCAAAGAGUGUAGAUUGCAGCACAGAUGUCUAUCUAAACUGCUGGCCAGAGGGCAACUGCUGCUGCUGCUCUUACAAUACUAUCCCAACUUCCUUGCUGUGUUUUUUUUUUUUUUUUAACUCUAGAAAUAUUGCAGUUUAAAUGUCAGGCUUUUGUACUUUGAUUCAAUAAACAAACAAACCAAUCAGGUCAGCUGUUUAUGGUCUGUUCCCACACUUGUAGUUUUGGAGGAUCAGGCUCUUCCAGCCAACCAGCUGAGAGCAAUUAUUUACAGUUACAGACCCUCCAUGGCUUCCCCCUGCUGGGUAUAUGGCAACCAAUAGGCCCCCACAGGCACAGCUUAUGACAAGGAAAACUUCUUUCAGAAUACAAGCUCACCUCCCCACCUCU